AGAGGACCUCCACAGACGCUUCUUGGCGGCCCUCAAACAUCACCGCCCAGAGGUGCUAGCAGAUGCCGAGCGCCGCGCCGCGCGCCGCCGCGCGCGCGCGGAGGAGGAGGGGCGGCUGGCGGAAUUGUUCAAGGCAGCGGCGGCGGCGGCGCCGGCAGAGGGCACCGCUGGUGGCGGCCGGUGCGGCGGCAGCGGCGGGGAGGGGCAGGCGGCAGUGGCCGCGGAGGCAGGCGCGGGCGGCUUUGCUUUUGGGUUUGCGCUGUGA
Messenger RNA from Monoraphidium neglectum, 265 nucleotides. RefSeq lists its product as hypothetical. The transcript has a single exon. The annotation marks the transcript as partial. NCBI's taxonomy places the organism in Eukaryota, Viridiplantae, Chlorophyta, Chlorophyceae, Sphaeropleales, Selenastraceae. The record is from RefSeq and is a predicted model, not a curated record.